Huiozyma naganishii CBS 8797 is the source of this 4362-nucleotide messenger RNA. RefSeq names its product RNA helicase. Gene Ontology annotation, molecular function: ATP binding; RNA binding; protein binding. The record is from RefSeq and is a predicted model, not a curated record. The transcript has a single exon. Bases 1 to 4362 code for a protein of 1453 amino acids. Gene Ontology annotation, cellular component: intracellular anatomical structure. Lineage: Eukaryota; Fungi; Ascomycota; Saccharomycetes; Saccharomycetales; Saccharomycetaceae.
AUGGCUAAGAAGGGGAAGAAGAAUGGGGCAAGUCCGUCGCCCGAGGUAGCCCCCGGGAAGAAGGGCAAGAAGGGUUCCAAAAGCGAGGAGCCGGCCAUUCUGACUAAAGAAGAGCAGAGGGCUCAGCAACAGGCUCAUAGGGCCAAAGUGACCUCCACAGCGAGUUGGACUGGGAAACUGCCCCAUACUUUGCUGCAUGAGUUUUGUGUGAAGAAGAAAUGGAACAAAGUUGAGUACGAUAUGAGAAGACAUGGUGAUAAAGGUAUGGUAGCCACGGCAGUGCUGUCCUGGACAGACCCGAAGACUAAAGAAGUGUUGAAGGUUAAAAUGAACGAUCCAACAUUUGACAGGACCACUGGGACCGGUCUGCUGCUGCCGCAGGAGACUGCCGCGGAGGCGAGGCAUAUGGCCGCGGUGGUUGCGUUGUCGCGAGUCGCAUUCAAUAAGAAUUUGCAAAUGAUGCUCCCACCUAACCAUAAAAAAUUGUGGUACGAUUUAGAGGACUACAGGAAAUUGAUCUCGAAAUCUGAUCCGAGAUCUUGUGCUAGGCUUUUCGAUUUGGAACCCUUCACAUCCAUGGUCGAGGAGAAAAAGACUAGAGAAAAGGCUGAAGAGGAAUUCAAGGCAAAACAAAACCAAGCUGAAAAGACGCAACAGAUACCCAUCUUAAUAACAAAUGCAUCCUCUUCGAAGCCUAGCUCGAGUUCAAGGAGAGCUGGGAAUGAUAGAAAUAAACCAAGUGACGGACAAAUAACAAAAAUUGUCAAACCUGCCAAGACAAGACGGUCACUCGUCAAGUUCCCAAGGAAAGUAUGGGAACGUGCAUCCUUUGUUGAUUUGGAGGAAUCUACAAGGCAAAUGAUAGAAGCUACAUUGAAACCUGUCAUAAAUUGGGAAUCAGAAAUGUACAAGGAAACACCUGAAAAGCAUGCAGAAAGAGCGGAACUUGAGGUAAAACUUGUUGGGAUAGGAUUCAGACAAAUACACGUCAAGGAGGCUAUGCAGUUUAAAGAUCCAUUAUCGUUCUUACUGUUUAAUUUACCCGAUGACGACUUACCGCCAUUCUUCCAUAAAAGAAAGGAGGAUUCAAAAAAUAAGGUGGAGAUUGCAUCUCUGCCGCUAUCUACUAGAUUAGUAGUGGAACGGUUGACUGAGCUUGGCGUUUCAGAAGACGAAGCACAUUACUCCCUGCAGGAAGCCCGAAUGAAUGAAAAUGAAGCCGUUGCUAUUCUAAUGAGUGAAUUUGUCACUGUGCCACCUUCCAGCGCUGACCAUUCCACAGAAAUCUCGGAGGAGGAGUCCUUGGAGAUGUGGAGGCAAGAAUUAGAAAGUUUACAAUGCAUCGAUGAGUCAAAAGUAGAGGAUAUCGUAACUGAUUUAAGCUACAGUGUGGUUUUAGAGGGUGGAUUGAAACUGAAGGCGCGGCUUUAUAGAACGCAAGGAUACCCUUACAAAUUACCUGGUAUCAUAGUCUCAACUUUUGACAAAAAAUACAAGCUACCGAACUACAUCAAAAAGCAGAUCCUGAGUAAAUUGGUGAAUUACCUCGUUGAGGGAAACCUCAUUGGUGACAUGCUUGUGUACAACAUUAUUGAGUGGUUAGAGGACAACAUCCAAAACAUUAUUGACAAUCCUGGAUCACUCCUCUCUCAGAAUGACUUAGCGACAUCUUCUCAUUCUGAUACAAUUAGAGGCAACCAUGCUAAAAGCGUUUACAACAAAAAGAAAAAUAGCAGGAAUGUAUCUCUUAGUCCGCAGCAACUGGACUCUCUUCACACUGAGUAUUUGAACAGACAAAAGACUAAACAAUAUAAAGAGAUGCAGGAGGUGCGUGCUCUGUUACCUGCGUGGAAAAAACAGGAUGAAAUUGUCGAACUGAUUGAACAAAACGACGUCGUUUUGAUUACAGGUGAAACUGGUUCUGGUAAGUCUACUCAAGUUGUCCAGUUCAUCCUGGAUGCACUCCAAAAUUUGAAAAGAAGUACUAAAAUCAUCUGUACUCAACCUAGAAGAAUAUCUGCCAUUGGUCUAGCAGAACGUGUUGCUGAUGAAAGAUGUGUCACUUGCGGAGAUGAGGUCGGGUACACUAUAAGAGGUGUAAACAUGACUAAGGCGACCACCAGAAUCAGGUUCAUGACCACCGGUGUACUUGUUAGAAUUUUACAAGGUGACCAAAGCCUGUUGAAUGACUCAAUUGUUGUAAUUGAUGAGGUUCACGAGAGGUCCAUAGACACUGACUUGGUGGUCACGUUGCUGAAGAACUUGUUGGGGAAGGUCAAGGGACUGAAAAUUGUUCUCAUGAGUGCCACAGUCAAUGUGGACUUGUUUAGCAAGUUCUUCCCCCAGUUGGGUAGAUGUCACAUUGAGGGUCGUACUUUCCCUAUCAAGGACUACUUUUUGGACGACAUCUUAGAGGCUUUGGACUUUAAAAUCAAAAAGAAUGAAAAACCGCAGUUGUACCGAUAUGAAGAUACUGAUGAUCUAGAUAACGGGUCUCAGGGUGGUGACGAUGGAUACAUUAGACCUGGACCGGAUUCUAAUUUUUUCAAAUCUGGGCAAAUAAACUACGACUUGCUCUGCCAGGUCGCAUUGCAUGUUGAUCAAGAGCUUAAAUCCGGCAGUAAUGAUGGGUCCAUUAUUAUAUUUCUUCCAGGUGUUGCUGAGAUAGACAAGAGUUGUCGAAUGUUAAAAGAAAUGGAUACUUCGCAUAGGUUUGUUGUGUUGCCCCUGCAUUCCGCUCUGACUCCUGAAGACCAAAAGAAGGUCUUUAGGAGGUACGGAUCUAAGAGGAAGAUUGUUGUUUCUACCAACAUUGCCGAAACAUCCAUUACCAUUGACGACUGUGUUGCCACUAUCGACACCGGGCGUGCGAAAACCAUGUACUAUAACCCUCGGGAAAACACAACACGAUUGAUUGAGUCGUUCAUCUCCAAGGCGGAGGCCAAACAGCGUAGAGGUCGUGCUGGUAGAGUGAGGAAAGGUGUUUCGUACAAAUUGUUCUCGAAGAGGCUUUUUGAGGAGGAUAUGGUGGAUAUGCCUGCACCUGAGAUCAAGAGAGUCGCACUUGAGUCGCUGUACAUUAGCGUUAAAGCGAUGGGGGUCAAAGACGUCACUAGUUUUCUAGCUUCUGGUCUGGAGAGUCCUCCCCUGCAGUCGCUGCGGAAGGCGGAGAGGAUGUUGACGACUGUUGGGUUGUUGGAGGAGGACGAUCGAAGUUUAACUCAACUGGGCCGGUAUAUUUCGUUGAUGCCCGUUAUGGACAGCAAGCAGGGCAAGUUGUUGAUCUACAGCAUUAUAUUUGGAGUCACCGAUCUUGGUGUGCUAACGGCUUCGAUCCUAAGUUCCGGGUCUCAAAUGUUCAUUGGUGGAAGGGACAACAGGGAUGCCAUUAAGAAGGUGCUGUUGCGGUACCAAGCGAGAGGUGAUCUGCUGGCGAUGGUUGAGAUUCUGAGACAAUACUUGAGUAUUGAGGACAAAGCUGCGAAGAGACAGUUUAUGAGGGACAACAUGCUGUCAUACAACAAAGUGAGCGAGAUUCUAUCCGCGCGGGCACAAUACUAUUCGAUCCUGCGAGACGUUGGGUUUUUGCCCAUGAGUUACCGUCCCUGGAAUGGUUCCCCGACUUUCAAUGCCAACGAGAGUAAUAGCAGUGUUGUGGAGAUAAUUCUGACUGGUUCGUUCUACCCAAAUGUUGCUCGUGUGCAGUUACCGGACCCUAAGUUCCUGGCCACCAGUUCCGGUGCGAUAGAGAAGGACCCUGAGGCGAAGACGAUCAAGUAUUGGGUCAGAAACGAGGAGUACGUGGACAAACUUUCUGAGUUGCGGCAGACGCAGACGGCCAGCGGCUCUGUGGACAUGGAUGAUAUGCCUUUACCUUCGACGAGGGCCUUCAUCCACCCGUCCUCGGUGCUGUUUUCCGAUCGAAACGUGAACGUCGAGGAGAUAAGGGCGUUGGAGGGUGCCGCCGAGGAGGGCGCUGCCGAUAAGUAUGCCUCAAGGAAUCCGAUGUUGAAGUUGCCCUUCCUCGUGUACAACUCGUCGCAUUGCACUUCGAAGUUGUUUCUGAACGGGAUCACUCCGACGUCGACGCUAUCGUUGCUGCUGUUCGGUGGCCCGAUCAGUUACGAUAUCCAUGGAGAGCAACACUCCCCUGGGAUUGUCGUUGACGACUGGCUGCCGGUCCGAACGUGGUGUAAGAAUGCUGUACUGAUCAAGCGUUUGCGGCAACAGUUGGAUGUCUCUAUCCGGGAAGUGUUGCAGCGGCCAAGAUACGAUUCGCGGCCGAGCGACGCCCGCAGUGACAGUGACACGGCCACCGCUACAAGUGUGAUCGAUCUCGUAGUGAAAAUCGUUGGUGCGUAA